AAACAACCCUUUUUGAUGGAGGUAAUUCUCUCUGGAGAGCCUCCACAGAUGUUUCUGCUUCGUGUUUUUGGUGCAAAAUGUUUCUGGCAUUGAGAUAGAAUCACCCAAUUUACUAUCCUUUUCUAAUUUGUUUUGGCUAUUCUUGAAGCCACUGGGUUCGCUAGCUAUUCUCAUCUUAUCCUUCUUGUGUUAUUCCAAACUGCUCAAAGUGCCAAUGAAUUCCAAUGAUCUGUUAAAUGUUGCGUUAAGAAGAGUUUUAGGGAAAAUUUGCAGUGCUGCUGAGAGGCCAGUCAUUCAUCUUCCACAAUUUCUGAUGCUGCCAUGGGAGCUACUUGAUCUGAUUUUGAAUUAUUUAAGGCUUGAUCGAAUUUGGCUUCUUACCUUAUCUCAGAAUACUCUAAUCAAAUACUUAGCUUUGAAACAACUAUUCAACACAGUUAGUCUAUCUUAUUCAUGUUUACCCAAAGACUUUUUAAAUACAUUAAGAAUCCAAUAUAAAGACUUGGACAAGUUUGGAUCCCGAAUUUAUCAAUUUACUAAAAAUAUCACAUUUGAGUUCUCAAGUCCUUUUACUUAUAAUAUUUUUCAAAACUUGAAAAGAUUUUUACUCAAAAAGAAGAAUCUCAAUUCUUUCUCUUUGGUAAUUGGAAGAGAGUUCUCUGACCUUUCUCUGAUAAAUUCUUUGUUGAUGGUCAUGUUAAUUGAAAAUUCAAACUGUUUAUCAUCAUUUUCUUUCAGGUAUGAAACAAAAAAUGAAUUGUUUUACGAAUUUUGGGCUUUUGAUUACUUGAAAAGCUGUACUCAGUUAAAAAAUGUGAAAUUCUCUAUAAUUUUUGGUUUUAAAGAUACACAUUUUUUGUCCUCGGAAAAUUUAUUUAAUCAAUUAUCUGGCCAAUUUCAUUUUUACUUUGAUAACUUGAAUUUAAAUAUUUCUCAUUUAACUUUGUCAAAAUUAGAGCUCUGGUCUAAUCUAACAUUAUUGCCCACUUAUUAUGAAAUUUUGUUUUAUCAAGUUAACAAGUUUUUGAAUUUAAAAUAUUUAAAUUUAUCUCAUAAUAAAAUUUACAAUGUUAAAUAUUUAUCCAAAAACUUAAUUCAUAUCAAUCAUCUAAAUCUCAGCUAUAAUGAGAUAUAUUCAAUUGAUCAUUUAUCUCAUCUAAUUAAUUUAAAAUGCUUAAACUUAGGUCAUAAUCAUAUAUCCAAAAUUGAGAAUUUAUCAGCUUUAAUUAAUUUGAAAACAGUAAAUUUAUCCUUGAAUCAAAUAACCAAAAUUGAACAAUUAUCUAAUUUAACCAACUUGAUUGUUUUAAAUUUAAAUAGCAAUAAAAUAGAUAUAAUUGAAAACUUAGAUUAUUUAACUAAUUUGGAAUAUUUGAAUUUAUCGUACAAUAAGAUAAAUGAAAUAAAACAGUUACCGGAUUUAAAGAAUUUAAAACAAUUUUAUUUAAAUAAUAAUAUGUUGACAACUAAUACUAAAAAUUAUAUAAUUGAAAAAUUUUCAAAUAUAUCAACACUUCAACUAGAUAGUAAGGUUUUCCAGUACACUUAUUAUAAUUAGAACAAUCUCUAAAGCGAGUUUGCCAAUUGUUAGAUGCUAAAAAAGUAUAUAUUGCAAAACCACUUGAACUGUUUGAAGUUCAAUUGUGUUUUUAGUAUCAGUUAAGAACUCUAUAACAUCACUUGAAACAUCCAAUUGUGGCAUUAAUAUAUUACAACAGCAAGACAUCGAA
Messenger RNA from Ascoidea rubescens DSM 1968, 1730 nucleotides. Its product is annotated as leucine-rich repeat domain-containing protein. Lineage: Eukaryota; Fungi; Ascomycota; Saccharomycetes; Ascoideales; Ascoideaceae. The transcript has a single exon. The coding region runs from base 215 to 1558 and encodes 447 amino acids. The record is from RefSeq and is a predicted model, not a curated record. Gene Ontology annotation, molecular function: protein binding.